ACCUCUUUACUGAGCGUUUCCUUUAAAGAAACAUUAAGGCGAAACGUUUUUAAUGUUUUGUAUAAAUUCGGGAGGGCCCCCGAGAAUUACGGGGGGAACCAAAGGACGCGUGUUUCAGGGGGGCGGAAUUAAGCGUCGGACCGCCGGAGGUAGACUUCCGGUGCGGAGCGGAAGAGGGUGAGUGCCUAAGGACAGGGCUGCGUAGAGGUUACCGCCGAGUGUCGAGGGAGCUUCGGGCGAACAGCAGAGUGUUUGUGUGCGGACUGAGGCAGCGAAGCGCCGAGGAGCCGCCAUGGGAGCCCACCUCGCCCGCAGAUACGUCACGUCGCCCGACACGGAGCCGGACCCGCUGAAGUCGUCAGCCUUCGACCCGCAGCUCGGCUUCAGGGAGCGGAAGGAGAGAGAGAUGGUGGCGACACAGGAGCAGAUGAACCUGGCCCAGUUGCCCCUGGGGCAGCGCGACUACUGCGCUCACCACCUCAUGAAGCUCCUGAAGUGCAAGCGCGACAACUGGCCCAACUUCCUGGCCUGCAAACACGAGCGGCACGACUGGGACUACUGUGAGCACCAAGACUACGUGAUGCGGAUGAAAGAGUAUGAGAGGGAGCGUCGGCUGCUGAUGAGGAAGAAGAGGAUUGAGGAAGCUCGGGCUGCGUGAUCUUUCUCCUGCGGUUCAUGUACAUACCUUUUGCCCACAAUAAACCUUUAUUGUACCAUCA
Molecule: messenger RNA, 719 nt
Organism: Scleropages formosus (Asian bonytongue)
Lineage: Eukaryota; Metazoa; Chordata; Actinopteri; Osteoglossiformes; Osteoglossidae
Gene: ndufb7
Product: NADH:ubiquinone oxidoreductase subunit B7
Exons: 3
Coding region: 293-658 (121 amino acids)
Cellular component (GO): respiratory chain complex I; mitochondrion
Source: RefSeq, a predicted model, not a curated record